AUGAUGUGGGAAUGGGACCAAGACGAACACCACCACCACCACACCACCUCUCCAAAACCCGAUCAAAUCCCCGACCCUAACUCCUAUCUCAAUUUCGAUUUCUUCUCACCUCUCUCCAAACCCAAGGAUUAUUACAAGAUAUUGGAAGUGGAUUAUGAUGCUAACGAGGAUGCUAUUCGCUCUAAUUACAUUCGUCUUGCUCUCAAAUGGCACCCGGAUAAACAGAAAGACCAGAACUCUGCUACGUCCAUGUUUCAAGAUAUAAACGAGGCAUAUCAGGUUUUAAGUGAUCCAGAUAAAAGGAGAGACUAUGACAUAAAUGGGAUGCGUUACGAAUACGAUUACAAUAUCAUUGAUUAUCUUAACCGUUACAAGGGUCUUAUAUUGACUUGCAAUGGCCUCGGCAUAAAACAAUCGAUAUGGUAG
Vicia faba (fava bean) is the source of this 426-nucleotide messenger RNA. Lineage: Eukaryota; Viridiplantae; Streptophyta; Magnoliopsida; Fabales; Fabaceae. The record is from the annotation of a GenBank genome assembly.